CACAUUGAUAAAAACUACACUUAAAUCACGCUGGAAGCCUCCCUUUAGUGAUGCGCACCGUUUCGAGUUUGGCCUUCAAGUCAUUCAGUUCGAAUUACGAUUCCAAGCAAUCUCCACCUCUUCUGAGUUAGGGUUCUUCUUCAUCUCCGCUCCACCGCCGCCCCUCUUCUUCUUCAUUGGGAACCCUAACAGUUCCACUAACAAUAGCCGCCACGCUUUUCCACUGUCGGUGUAUCUACGUCUCAGAAACCCUCUGUUCCGCCUCCAUCUUAUUUUUUCUCUCGCCGUCACUCAGUCCCAAUCUCUCCUCCCUUUUCUCUGUUUCAUCAGCUUUCCACCAAGAGAAACCGCAGGCUUCCAUAAAAUCACACAAAACAGCGUGUGAUUUCAACAGAGACGACGAAAACCCCAUUGGGUCUGAGUACACCCUCUGUUGGUUGCCGUCACAUCGUGUAUAUGGAUAUACGUGAGAGAAUUGCGAGGAUAUGACGACUGCGGCCCGACCCACUUGGGCGCCUGCAAAAGGUGGUAAUGAGCAAGGCGGUACUAGAAUAUUUGGUCCAUCCCAAAAGUACUCAUCGAGGGACCUUGCAGCCCAUACAACAUUAAAACCCAGAAAGGAAGGGCAAGACACCCAGGAUGAAUUGCAGAGGAGAAACCUCCGUGACGAGCUUGAAGACCGUGAGCGUAGGCAUUUCUCAUCAAAGGAUAAGUCCUACAUUGAUGAGAGGGAUCGCAGGAGAGGAAGCCAUCUCCUAUUGGAAGGGAGUAAGAGGGACACUGAAGAUCGUAUUGCUCCACGUAGCGUAGAUGCAGAUGAUUCUGAUGUGGAAGUAAAAAGUGACAAUGAAAGUGAUGAAAGUGACGAUGAUGAGGAUGAUGAAGCGGCUUUGAUACUUGAGCUUGAGCAAAUAAGGAAGGAAAGAGCAGAGGAGAAACUACGGAAGGAGCGAGAAGAGCGGGAGGAAGAGCUUAAAGCCAAGGAAGCAGAGCUUCUCCGAGGAAACCCACUGCUCAAUAACCCAACAUCUUUUAACGUGAAAAGAAGAUGGGAUGACGAUGUGGUGUUUAAGAAUCAGGCUCGUGGUGAAACCAAAGCUCCUAAGCGCUUCAUUAAUGACACCAUCAGGAAUGACUUCCACAGGAAAUUCCUGCAGAAGUACAUGAAAUAGUUAUUAUGUAUUAAAUCUUGAGGCUAGAAGUCGAAGUAAUCUUCGAAAGAAACCUCUGGUUUGCAAUGAUUAUAUGUGUAGUAGAAUGUAGUAAAUAGCUAUGCUGGACAUGGAUUUGGUUUUCAUCAGAAUUCGGAACUGAAUUAUGGAAUUUAAUCUCGAUCCUUGCUAGAGUUUGAUCUUUUUGAUUCUUGUCAUUUAUAAGAUAAACGACCAUUGCCAA
This is a messenger RNA of Carya illinoinensis, 1395 nucleotides long. RefSeq names its product protein CWC15 homolog. The coding region runs from base 486 to 1172 and encodes 228 amino acids. Gene Ontology annotation, biological process: mRNA cis splicing, via spliceosome. The record is from RefSeq and is a predicted model, not a curated record. Gene Ontology annotation, cellular component: catalytic step 2 spliceosome. Lineage: Eukaryota; Viridiplantae; Streptophyta; Magnoliopsida; Fagales; Juglandaceae. Gene Ontology annotation, molecular function: RNA binding. The transcript is spliced from 9 exons.